Molecule: messenger RNA, 3418 nt
Organism: Thamnophis sirtalis
Lineage: Eukaryota; Metazoa; Chordata; Lepidosauria; Squamata; Natricidae
Source: RefSeq, a predicted model, not a curated record
CCCCUCAGAAAGGUCUCUCCCCUUCCUCUUAACUUAACCUGGCAAAGUUUCUCUUUCUGCCCAAUGUUAUUCCGCCCCCCAUUCCCUUGUGAUUUGAUAGCCCCCUCCCCUAUUUUGCUGAAUCCCUUUUCCAGCUCUUGCAUAGCCUGCCCACAGUCCCAUUUUGGGGGGUCCUGGCAUCCCUGACCCAUUGAACUGGUUUCUUUCCUCCAUUUUGACAGAUACACCUUGGUCCCUGCCUUUUUCCCAGGGAGAGCCAGAUGUGCGGACAGUUUUUUCUCUCUCUUCCUUUCCUCCUGCCAGCUGCCUCUUCCUGUCCUAUUUGUCUUCCCUGAUCCUGAAACAUUUUUAGGUCCUAUUCGAGGUAGGCUAUCAGGGACCCUUAUAGGGGAUUCAUUCAUUUGCCCUCCUGUUCAGCUCUUGCUGAGUGACUGACCCUUUUCUUUGUUGUUUCCAAAUUGGUACAUCUUUCAUGUCAAUCCUCUGUAAGGACCAUUUUUCUUCUAAUUCAGACUAUGGGCUAACUUUGUUGUAGGAUAACUAUUCCCAGUUGCUGUUGGUUUUUUUUCUCCUUCCCUGUGCCAGUUUGGGAGGUGGAUUCACUGCUGAAGUGCUUUCUGCUCUCGGCAGACUAGGUUAGUGUCUUGAAAUUAAAUUUACAUGUGGGAAACUGGAGUCAAACUCUUCUGAGAGAAGACUGCGAAAGAAGCCUCUGAAAGCAGCCCUGUCGGCCCUCUGUGCACCUUCAUCAACUCAGGAUGUCAGAGAAUCAGCCCAACAACACCCAUCAUCCAUUGAACAAUAAUGGGGUGGGUGGGGCCCCUGCUGGCAAUAACCGAGGGGUCCGUAAUCUCAACCAGAACCCUCUCAUCAAUGUUCGGGAUCGCCUCUUCCAUGCCCUUUUCUUCAAAAUGGCUGUCACCUAUGCCCGCCUCUUCCCACCGUCUUUCCGUCGCAUCUUUGAAUUCUUCAUACUCCUUAAGGCUCUGUUUGUCCUCUUCAUUCUGGCCUACAUUCACAUCUCCUUCUCCCGUUCCCCCAUCAACUGCCUGGAACACGUCCGGGAUAAAUGGCCACGGGACGGCAUCCUACGAGUGGAGAUCCAACGCAAUUCCAGCCGUAACCCUGUUUUUCUCCAGUUCUGCGAGAGCGAGAGGUUUCCAGGCAUGGUGAUUGAGCCUGCUGUUGGGGAGGAGGAGGAAGAGGAGGAGGAGGAAGAAGAAAUGACUGUGGAGAUGUUCCAGAACAGCUCCAUCAAGUUUAAUCUGGAUAUCGAACCUAAGAUCUUCCACAAGGCAACUCGGCUGAGUAAUGCCCAUGUUUUGUCCCCCAACGAAAGCCAAGAAUUCUCCUUUGGCAGUGAGCCGUCCUCUAAAGGUAUGCAGCCUCUCAGCGAGACUGUGUCCGAAUUUGAGAUGCUAGCCAAAGCAGUGUGGCCGCAGGAAGAAUACAUUGUGGAAUAUUCUUUUGAGUACGGAUUCCUCCGAUUAUCCCAAAGCACCCGUCAACGUCUGAGCAUUCCCGUCAUGGUGGUGACUCUGGAUCCCACCCGGGACCAAUGCUUUGGAGACAGGUUCAGCCGUCUCUUAUUGGAUGAAUUCCUAGGAUACGAUGACAUUCUCAUGUCCAGUGUGAAAGCUUUGGCUGAAAAUGAAGAGAAUAAAGGUUUCCUUCGCAAUGUGGUGUCUGGGGAACACUACCGUUUCAUCAGCAUGUGGAUGGCCAGGACUUCCUACGUUGCAGCCUUCGUCAUCAUGGUGAUUUUUACUCUGUCCGUCUCCAUGCUGUUGCGUUACUCACACCACCAAAUCUUCGUUUUUAUUGUGGACCUGUUACAGAUGCUGGAAAUGAACAUGACAAUCGCCUUCCCUGCAGCUCCUUUGCUGACCGUCAUCUUGGCUUUAGUAGCAUUCCAUGAUCUACUUUUUCCACCAUUACGAGUUGCCAGCCAUCCUCCAACAGAUCCGGAUACAGGAGAUGUUGCUCCAGAACCAGCAGGUGGGGACCCAGACCGCUGUCCAGGACAACCUCAAUAACAACACGACCGUCGCGGCAGCCAAUUCAGCCGACCAGCAACCCCACCUGGACGCCAGCCCAGCUGGGGCAGGAGAUGGCUCCCCGGCUUCUGGGGAAGGCCACCGCCCCCCGACCUCCAGCGCUACGGUCUCCCUCGGGAACGACUUGAAUUGGAUAGCAGACACAGCAGCUGUCAUCACGGAAGCCUCCUUUCUCUCCAACCUGGGCAGUUCCUUUUUGGACUCUCCGGCCGUUGUGACGAGUGGUGGGAGUUUGCAGGACCCGGAGCCCGCUUUGAACACAGCGGCCCAAAGUUUGUUUAGUAAUGACCGUACGGAAGCGGGCUCCGUCACGCUUGAGGGCACGUCCACCGUUGGGACUUCUGUGACCAAUACACCUCCUCCCGUCACGGUCCACCCAGAGCUGGAAGAUAUUCCUCAGCCGUCAGAGAGUUCGGCAGGCCGAGCCGAGCCUCUGAAGACAGACUCCCCGCAAGGUUCGGCUUUAAGGGGACUCCCGAGCCAGGCCUCCGAAGGACUUGCUGAGAGGGAUCCCACGCCGCUUUCCCCAGAAAAUAUGAUCUCCUGAUCCCACGGAGCCGCUGCUUCUCCCAAACUCCUUACUCCGUAGGAGACUGGAUGGCUUUCCGAUUGCAUUACAUUUGUUUUCUGAACCAAAUUCCUCUUUUUAGAGAAGAAAGAGGCACAGCUAGAACGUAAGAUGAAGGAGAGAGCCAUCUUUUUCUCCCGCCUUCCGAGUACCAGGAAAGAAAGAGAAAAGAAAGCUGAAUAAAAAGAAGGGGAAGCGAUUGUAGAUGUCGGUCCCUGCGUCGGAAUCAAAUCCUUUUUUGAAAGAAAGCGGUUUCUGCAUCUUUCUCGGUGAAUGGCGUUAAGCCCCAAUGUCUCAUCUCCGCCUCCCCAUCCUCCCGUUUCCCAUACUGCAUGGAAUCAUGGGACGCCCUCUGGGGGGGUCUGCAGGAGAUCUUAAUUUGCAUCUAUCUCCUUGUCUUGGCAUUCAGUUUUGUCCGAAAAGGGUGCUUGGAAACGCCAGGAGGGGAAAAAAAAAAAAAAAAAGAACGGGUAUCAUGACAAAAGUUGUUUUUUGGAUGCACCUUGGAAUUGGGGUGGGUGGUUAUAAACGACCAGAAUCACCGCAGUGUGGUGAUUAUAAAGAGAAAUCGAUCCUUUAAGCAGAAGAUGCAGCGUGGAAAGUUGGCAUGAACUGGCUCCGGAAUUAUCGAUGGGAAUUGUUAUUUGGAGGGUCUAAAUACUUGAGUCCUAAAAAAAAAAAUCCUCAUUUUUUUAAAAAAUCAUUUGGAUUACACCUGUUUAUGUACAAACACCAUGUUAAUUUCUCUCAUUUUCUUUUUCUUCUAAAGAGGGUUGUAACUUAUAGGGGAUUA